UCGUUGUAUUUAUUUAAAUUCUAAGUGCUUCUCAAGUGGCCAAGUGAUCGCGUCGCGAGGAUGUUGCAGCACCAUCAGCAGCAGGCUCAAUCGGGUGGCUACUACGACUACAACCAGUCCCCCAGUCCGGGCGGUCUCACAAACGCGGAUGCCCUGAACACCACUCCGUUUUCGGUCAAGGAUAUACUGAACAUGGUCAACCAAACGGAGGCCUACGAAGGCGCCUACGGACACCUCGAGAGUGCCACCGCUGCAUCGGCGCUCUAUGGCGCCAACGAGUACCAGCCACAUCUCCACCAGCACCCGCAUCAGUACCAGCAGCACCAGCAAUCCGAGUUUUCGGUCCCGCAGCAACUGCAUCCGCAGCACUUGGACGAUGGCACCACCACCACAUCGGCCUCCCUGUCGCCACUCCUGCCACCCCCGCCCCAUCAGCUGUACGGCGGCUACCAGGACUACGGAAUGCCCGCCCACAUGUUCCAGCAUCACCACGGACAUCCCCACCAGAGUUUCCAGCCCUCGGCCUCGGCCUACAACAUGUCCGCCUCGCCGUUUUACGCCGGAUCCUCGGCGACGGCCUACCAAAGUCCCGCCACCUACAACUACAACUACGCCGGAACCGGAACCCUAAGCGGAGAGGUGUACGGCGGAGCCCCGCCCUCGGCGGUGGGCAUUAAGAACGAGUACAUCCCCACGCCCUAUGUGACGCCCUCGCCCACCCUGGACCUCAACAGCUCCGCGGAGGUGGACAGCCUGCAAACGCCGGCGCAAAAGCUCUGCGGGAACCCCCUGACGCAGCGCCUCAUGGAGACGGCCAGCAACUCGGCGUCGCUAAGGAGCAUUCACAGUGGCGAGGAGGGUGUAAAGAGAAAGGACAACAGCCAGGUGACCUCCUCGCGGUCAGAGCUGCGUAAGAACAGCGUAAGCGGCACCGGUACCCAUGGCAGCAACAAUGGAUCCUCCAAGCCAAGGAUGAAGCGAAAGCCGCGCGUGCUUUUCUCGCAGGCCCAGGUCCUGGAGCUGGAAUGUCGCUUUCGGCUGAAAAAGUAUCUGACCGGAGCGGAGCGCGAGAUAAUCGCCCAGAAGCUGAAUCUCUCGGCGACGCAGGUUAAGAUCUGGUUCCAGAAUCGGCGCUACAAGUCCAAGCGCGGUGACAUCGACUGCGAGGGCAUCGCCAAGCACCUGAAGCUGAAGUCCGAGCCCCUGCACUCGCCCAGCUCGCUGCCCCCGCCGAUCCCCAACCACGUGAUGUGGCCCCCGACCAUCCAGCAAUCCCAGCAGCAGCAGAUCCCGCACAUGCAGUAGCCCACAGCUCACAGGACGAAGGACUCGAGUCUCUAAUUUAUUGCAGUUUCAAGCAGAACGUACGUGGUAGUGUAAGCAAACGCCUCAUAGCUCUAGUACCUUGUUUUAUGUACAUAUUGGACAAUAAAUGAAGUUUAAGACGAA
Drosophila biarmipes is the source of this 1449-nucleotide messenger RNA. Its product is annotated as muscle-specific homeobox protein tinman. Gene Ontology annotation, cellular component: nucleus. The coding region runs from base 61 to 1305 and encodes 414 amino acids. Gene Ontology annotation, molecular function: RNA polymerase II cis-regulatory region sequence-specific DNA binding; DNA-binding transcription factor activity, RNA polymerase II-specific. The transcript is spliced from 3 exons. Gene Ontology annotation, biological process: regulation of transcription by RNA polymerase II; cell differentiation. NCBI's taxonomy places the organism in Eukaryota, Metazoa, Arthropoda, Insecta, Diptera, Drosophilidae. The record is from RefSeq and is a predicted model, not a curated record.